This is a messenger RNA of Ruditapes philippinarum (Manila clam), 4403 nucleotides long. RefSeq lists its product as uncharacterized. NCBI's taxonomy places the organism in Eukaryota, Metazoa, Mollusca, Bivalvia, Venerida, Veneridae. The coding region runs from base 50 to 1372 and encodes 440 amino acids. The record is from RefSeq and is a predicted model, not a curated record. The transcript has 8 exons.
UCAGAUAGAAGGGCUAUUAGAAGAUCAGUCCAUACCAAGUAUUAGAAACAUGAAUUAUUUCAUCGUUAUUGCAAUAUUUAUUGUACAGCUCCGCUUGACAACAGCUGUGAGUCCAGAUUUAAAUACUCAACAAGUGUUCAGUAGCUCUGAGUUGCCCUCAGAUGUUGAAAUAUUUUCAAACUAUACAUUUGAAAGGAUGGUGCAACCAGAAGACUGUUCAUAUAGUAAUUUAACAAAAUGUCAUACCGACGAGGAUUUGCAUAACGAUUACCAUUUACGGUGUUACAUAGACGUAUGUCCGAGGAAACAUUACUAUUGUUUGGACAAACCUAACGACAACAACGUUCACAUAUGUGGAAAAGCUGACAAAUGUCAUAAACGAGGAAGAAACAUAGCUGUGACUACUCCAAAGGAUAUGGAAAAUAUUAUUGUCUAUAGCAUUCCAUGUCGGCCCGGAUAUGCCCAAAUGAAUAGUGUCAAUUGUUUUAGCCCUUGUGAGAAGGACGACUCUAUUAUUGCUCGGGCGACAGCAGGGACAGACGGAAAACGAGCUUUGGCACGCUGUCACGCCGAAGAAGGCUAUUGCAAUGAAAAGUGCAUAACGUAUUUUCAGAUCGGGUCAAGUGAAGACGAGUGCGUGGUUGCAGAUGAUGACCUUGGAAUACGUUGUGACAUAACUGAAGACUUAAUGCCAGACUGUUCAUGUACAACUAAGUGUAAAUCUAAUGAAGAAAGGGAUUGGCAUGAAAGUCUUAUGUGCAAGCCUAAAGAGGAAAUCCCUGUCACCGAGAAUGCACAUAGUGUAGAGACAUCUUCAGUGACAGACAGAAUCACUCCCCCUGAAAAUGAAUCUUUUAGUGAGCAUCAAACACCUUCGUACGAGAGGGAAUCAAUUCAACCUGAAAAAGACAAAGAAAAAGACAAAGCAGAUAACGACAGCAAUAAUUUAGGAACUGGUGCUUAUAUUGCCAUCUUUGUCCUAUUAGGCUUGUUAUUCGUAUGCAUUAUAUAUGUGACUAAACUCAAGAGAAACUCAAAUAAAAGAAGAGUUGUGACCCUCCUAAAGAAGGAGUUUGUCAACAAUCAAUUCAAUAUACAUAAAUCAGAAGAUGUGAAGUUAAAUUUUGAAUCAAGUGCACGUUCAAGUCAUGACAGUCUUCUUCGGAAUCAAAAAAUUGAUAAUAUGGAUACACCUAAAGCAAACGACAGGGUUGCUCAGGAACCUUCAUAUGAAGAACAAAUGAUGUUGAAUCUAAAGAUACCACCAGAUGGACAGAAUGUAAGUGACAGUGGUAUGUAUAUAGAGGAUGAAACAACUGCAAAAAGACAGGACGGUGAGACACAAAAGGACGCGGCGAAGCUGGUUCAGUAACAUUGUAUUUGUGAACGUUUGGUACAAGUUUUUUAUGAUAGUAGUAUCUAUCUAGUAGCUACAGUUACAAAAGUUGUCGAUUGCAAAUCUGUUCACAGAUGUUACACUCUUUCAAUUCGUUCCGAUUGUGCAAUUCCACAUCAAAUAGUAGUUUCAAUUUAGUUUGAAACAAUAGAGUCGUUUUAAUCGUGUGUGCUUUAACGUGUUUGCAUUGUUAGACCUAUUUUUGUAAUAAUUAAAGGAACUCCACUGAGGUAAAAAGCCUAAAAGCAUGAAAUUUGAAAAUCUUACAAAUAUUAAGACAAUCACUUAAAAUGGAAAACUGUGCGACGGAUAAUCGUUAGAUAAGAUGAGAAUAUAAUUGAAAAUCGAUUUUAUGUGAUGCUAAGUCGGAUUUAAGUUAAAGGCGUUUCAACACUUUUUAUUUUACUUUCAUUUUUCCCUAUAAAAUGAUUUUUGUAUAUUUUGCCAAGAGCAGUAGCUUUUAGGUAAAUAUUCUCUUCGUAGAUCAAUAUAAUACGGACAAGCAAGUAAAAAGUGAUAUUCCAUUUCCACUACAUUCAUAUUGCAUUUUAAAAAAUAGUUGAUUUCUUUCUUGAUCUUCAAUCAUUAAUUUAUGAUAUUAUAUUAUGAUAUUUAUCUAAAACGUGAAAGGGCUAUUCUAAAUUUACUAUUUAUUAUACAAUCAAGAUACUUCUCUUUUCCAAACGUGUUUUUAAUUAAACUAUACGUUUCAAGUUUAUUAGAAUAAUAUAUUUCAGAAAACCAUUGUUGAUAAUAUUGAUCAUAUAUACGUUGGUAGGCAGACUUAAGAAAAAUAAAAAUAGAAUGAGGGUUAUCAAAUAAAUAAGAAAAGCAAAAGUCUUGUAAAAGACAUUUUACAUUAUUGGUCCAUUUUUUAACAAACUGAUUGUUAUAAUCUGUCAUCAUCAUUAGUUUAUACAAAAAUGAAUCUGGAUUCUUAGCAGUUAUAAACCCAAACUUUACAAUACUAAUCUUACGUAAAACAAGAAGGGGAACUCUGCCUAAUUCACCAUAUACGGUAGCAUUCAAUAUUUAUUAUCUAACAACUUAUCAGUCCCGUCAUGUCAAAAAACUUCAAUGGAAACCCUUCAUUACUAAAAUUACUAACUGAAUGUAAAUAGAACAGUCAUUUAUUUACUUACAUAGAAAAUCUAAUUUUCAACAAAGAAGUACAUUUCCAUGUUUGAAUUAAUAAAUCAGUUUUAUAUAAUGGAUAAAUGUAUUAAACCGAAACUUUAAAAGUAUGUUUCAAUGUAAGUCCUUUGUUUAUGUUACAUGCCAGACAGUUGAGAUAUAUUCAUUCAAUAGAUGUGUAUGACAUCAGUUUCAAAACAAUGCACACCUUUUCUAUUUUUUCGAAACACUUCGUCAGAUUAUUUAAUAUUGUCAGAUAACUUUUACAAACUUAUGAACCUUUUAAUAAUUAAAUAUUGUAAAACACGUUUGGGAUCCUUUUUUAUGACAAUUGUUAUAAAAGAUUAAUAAUAUCUGUCAUAUUUUGCGGUUCGGAUCGGAAUAUCCGUCCCGAGGUGAUCCGCCCAUUGGGCGGUAACGAGGCUUGCCGAGUUACCGCCCAUGGGCGGGUGACCGAGGGACGGAUAUUCCGAUCCGAACCGCAAACAUAUGUCAGAUAUUUUUUCUUGCAUAUUCUACCAUAUUCCAUUAUAUUUUUAAUUCUUUAUCUUUAUUUUCUAUGAAAAUUGAUAUCAUUACUACCGUAACUACUUUCAUUCAACAGCGUAUGAAUUACAAAAUCAUUCAUAAUGGUAUAAUGACGUCAUCUUUAUCGUGCAAUUGUACAGCACGCGACUCAUCUGGCACCCCCCAUGCCAGAUGAAAUUUCCGGCAUGGGUAAAACUAACGGAAACGCCAGUCUGAUAUGCAAGAAAAAACUAUCGAAACUGCCGUUGUAAUAACACUUCAAACCAAUUAGAACAAUACCUUAACUGACGCUCUGCUAUAUUUCGCUUUUGUAGAGUAAUGGAGCGAAAAAGAUCAUUUGACUUUAAUGAGUUAGCGCGUGUAUAUUGUUUGUACGAUAAAUACAGGAAUUAUUGCAUGAGUGCUUAAUGAGGGGUUGUUUCCCUUGAGUUACAACUUCACGAAUUCAACGACAGCAAUGCAAUAUUCCUAAUUUUUCAUUAAUUGUGAAAUGUGCUAAAUAAGGUUGCUUGUUUUAGCAAUGUAAUGUUGUUGUUUUUUUUGUUGUUGUUGUUGUUGUUGUUGUUAUUAUUAUUAUUAUUUCUUAAAUUUGUUCGGCUAGAAAUUAAAUUGUGUUCUAAGUUAUGUAUAAUAACAAUUAUAAUUCAUAGUAUGAUGAUGAUUAUGAUGAUGAUGAUUCAUGUAAGAUUAACUUAUUUUUACAGAUUAACAAUGCAUCCAAGCAUUUAAAAUGAAACACACAUUGCAUUUGUUUUUGUUUAUUAUACUUACAUAUAAAUGUAAACAUUCAAGUAUUUAAAAAUAUAGCUUUUAACAAUUGAUUUGCUUUAUGAAAGUAUUAUAUCAUUUUAUGAUGACUCAAACGACUCUUUCAAAUAUGAUGGAAGUCAAUUACUCUCACCUGUUACGGCAGGGUAGACAUGCUAAACGAUGUGUAACAUUUCAAUAUGCAUGCGUAUAUGUUAAAUUACCCGACUAUUUUUCUAGUACUGAAUAGUCCUAGUAACUUUGAUCAUUUUAACAAAUUAUACUUGACCCUAGUUUAACAAAAUCAACUUGAUUUUGUCAAGCAUUUAGCAAUGUACCAUACAUUUAAAACGAGUUCAAUUUGAACUGAAGAAUAUUAACCUGUGUGUACGGUAACAGUCUUGCCAUUUUUGUUUUCAUAAUAUUUCUGUUGUUGAUAUAUUAUAUCAUGUUUGUCCCAUAUGUUUGUUAAACUGGAUGCUACUGAAUGGUUUAUCCUAUCAUAUGAUAAUAAGUUUUUCAUAGAUCAAUUUUUCACUUUCAGCAGGGUACAACCAUUUAGUUAUCAAGUUUGCUCAAUAUUCAUUUUAGAGCACAA